GGAGAAAACCGGAACCGGAACUUACAACUGAGUAAGGCGGCACAAACCCGGAAGUGAUUUUAACGUUGUGGAAACGUGAGGCGCCUGUGUGGAGCUGCUCUCAUUUCAUUGAAGACAGUCGAAUAGCCGAAACCUUCUAAAACAUGAGUUUGUUAAACAAGCCCAAAUCUGAGAUGACUCCAGAGGAGCUCCAGAAGCGAGAGGAGGAAGAGUUUAACACCGGUCCACUUUCAGUGCUCACCCAGUCUGUAAAAAACAACACACAGGUUCUUAUCAACUGCCGCAACAAUAAGAAGCUGCUGGGCAGAGUCAAAGCAUUCGACAGGCAUUGUAACAUGGUUCUGGAGAAUGUGAAGGAAAUGUGGACGGAGGUGCCCAAGAGUGGCAAGGGCAAGAAGAAGUCAAAGCCAGUGAACAAGGAUCGUUACAUCUCAAAGAUGUUCCUGAGAGGCGAUUCAGUCAUCGUGGUGCUGAGGAACCCACUCAUCACUGGGAAAUAAACCUGACAUGUAACACGUCUGUUCGAGUACAGGCAAUCUCCUGGACGCUCACACACCUGCUCACCUGUGAGCUCAACUCUCAAUGACUUCUCAGCCCGUGUUGAAGUGUUAAUUAGGCAUUUGAGCAAAUUAGAUCUUUUGCACUCAAGGAACGAUACAGAGUUUGCCUUGUGCUGUCACAGUUGUAUUUGGAUAGCAUCGUUGUGAGAGAUUGUCUGGUGAAAGAAAAAAUAAAAUACAAAGAUGAUGCCAUUUGAACCUUUUUUUGUUUAAGUUGUGUAAAAAUGUGCUUUUUUUCUAAAUAAAUGUUUGGGUAUUCAAACUUCUAAA
Molecule: messenger RNA, 830 nt
Organism: Labeo rohita (rohu)
Lineage: Eukaryota; Metazoa; Chordata; Actinopteri; Cypriniformes; Cyprinidae
Gene: snrpd2
Product: small nuclear ribonucleoprotein D2 polypeptide
Exons: 3
Coding region: 144-500 (118 amino acids)
Biological process (GO): spliceosomal snRNP assembly; RNA splicing
Cellular component (GO): precatalytic spliceosome; catalytic step 2 spliceosome; U4/U6 x U5 tri-snRNP complex
Molecular function (GO): RNA binding
Source: RefSeq, a predicted model, not a curated record